CAGAGUAAGAAAAAAACUUAAUGUAAUAUGAAAGAAACACAAAAUAUUAUCUUCAUUCCAAGUAUUUCCUGUGAUAACAUAUCCACACAAACGAAGGUACAGGUAAAUGAGAAUUUAAGAGGCCGCACCACAAGUGUUCAUUUACUGUCCUACCAAGAUACCUCAUAAUCCAUUAUGCUUGUUAAUAUAAUUAUAUUUAUUGGGUAUGCGGAUCGAUUGCGAAUCUGACGACUGGAAAUACAACCGUUGUCAACUACUUAACAUUUCUUCCGAAACACGGAUGGUCUUGAGACAAUUAAUUUUUGAUCACCCAUCCUAUAACCGAUCAUUGUGAAAUUUGCUAAACUUUCACAGUCUCAAGCCUUCCACGUAUCUUAAUGACAUGAUGAAAGAGGUUUAUAUAAAGAAAAUAUGAUUAGAAUAAAUGCGGAAGAUGCGGGUUCGAAUAAAAUCCCGUCUUAAACCUGGAUCGAGUGGAAUAUUCUUUACAUUUAAACAUAUAGCAGUUAAUUGCUUAUUGACAAAAAUAUAAUAAUGAUGAAAGAUUUUUUGUAACUGUAGCUCAAGAUAACGUAGAUCCGACGAUUGACCUCUUGACCCACGGCAUAAACACGGUGGUGAUGUUCUUGCUGCUAAUCACGUCGAUGCAUCCCUCCCAUCUCUUCCACUGCGUCUACCCAAUCGCUGUUCUGCUACUCUACGCGGCCUUCAACAUCAUCUACUACUUCGCUGGUGGAGUCAGUCACACAGGUGAUCCUUAUAUAUACCCUAUGUUGGACUGGUCAAAGCCCGGUUUGGCCACCGGGGUUCUCAUUGGGUGCUUGGGUGCUGCUAUAGUACUACACAUUUUGGUAGUUCUCAUCAGCCUGCUGCGAGAUUUCCUGUCUAAGAAAUACGUGCGCGAUUACAAUACUUUAGAAAUUACCACGUAACUCACUUUACUGAUGGAGUGUGCUUCGAAUAAAGGACUACUAAUAAAGGACCCAAGCACGAACUUUGACAGCUCCGUAAUCGUAUCACAUCGUCAAAGUUUCUAUGAAAACCUAAUCAGCGCCCCUACCGGAAAAAAGAACAAACUUGCUCCUUCCAUACAAAAUUUGACGAUGACGAUACGAUUCGGACACGGAUACGGAUCUAUCAAAGAUCGAGCUAGGGCCUCUGAUUUACCCCACUUCGCUCAAUUGAAUAGUCAAUCUGCAUUUUGUACAGUUACAACUCGAAAUGAUACAUAUUUAUUUUAUGAGUGUCGUUAGAAUAAAUAUUAAUGUAUGUAGUCCGCUAGUGACAUUAUCAAAAAGUGUAUGAAAUCGAAUAAGUGGUGAGGAUAAAUAAACAGAAAUUGUUUUCGAAAGAUAUAAAAAAAAAGUAAAAGUUAUUGCUUAUGUUUAUUUUGUUUCUCCCAUUCUUCUGUGAAAAUAUUUAAGCAAAUCACGCAAACACAUAAGUAGUUUCAUUUUAAUUAACAUUUAACAAAUUUUCAACAUUUGAUGACACCAAAUCGCCGAACUACAGUUUAAUAUUUGAUUUGUUUCUGUGAUUUUAACAGUUGAGUUCUGUUAAUAAAUAUGGAAACUCAUUGACAAGGAAAUAAUAAAGAGCAAAACGGACACGCCUAAGCCGUAUUGUUCUAUCAAUGGGAAACAAAUAAUACGAUACGUAUUUAUUUACUUAUUUACUCUUUAUUGUCAUUUUACAACAAAUGGCGGACUUAAUGCCACAUGGCGUUCCCUACCAGUCAACCAUCGGGCUAAGCUGAGACAUUAUGCGGUAAAGUACAUAAAAGCAAAAGGUGAAAGAAAAAAAAAAUAUAAAACUACAUGAUACUUAAUAUAAAAAAUAUAAUACAUAGCAUCUAUAAAUAUAACUACAUAUAUAUAUACAUACAUAUUUAUAUGUACGAUAAAUACCUAAAUAUAUACAAUAAUAAAUACCACUAUAAUUACUUAAGAAUACUAUAAAAAAACAAAAUACUAUUACAAAUAAUAUUAAUAAUAGGCGGAUUGACCAGAGUUUGGUCAUAAUAUAGAAAUUGAAAUUUUUAUGACUUCUUAGCGAAAUGCUGACGUACGAGGACCUUGAAAGCAGGUUUACUGGGUGCUUUUCUCACGCUAUCCGGAAGAUCAUUCCAGAGACUAUUCUCCAAGCUUGGAGACAAAAUGAGUUUGAUACGAAGCUGGAGCAGUGGGAGGGGAUGGACAAAAGAAGAUUUUCAGAUGAACGAAGAUAACGAGAGUGUGUGGAACUUAAAAACUGAAAUAUGGACUUUAGAUAAGACGGAGCAUUAGGGUCAAAAAGAAUUGAGAAAAGAAAUGUGAGAAUUCUUAAAUCACGACGGUCUGAAAGAGGCGGCCAAUUGAGUUCACGGCGAAAUGAAGUAAUAUGAUCAUAUUUCCGUAGACUGAAUAUGAAUCGAAUACAGCUGUUAAGAGACCGCUCCAAUUUACCAAGAAUAUCUUUAUUUAGGUCAGGAUAACACACAUCAGCAUAAUCUAUGGAUGGUAGGACAAGAGCCUGAAUUAAAGAGAUUUUUGUGUGAACAGGGAGAAAUUUUUUAUAUCUAUAGAGGGCACGAAGCAUAUUUGUGACCCGCCGACAUGUCUCGUUAAUGUGAGUGGACCAGCCAAAGGUACUGUCAAUGUGCAACCCAAGAUUCUUAACGCUUGGAAAAAAAGGAAUUUGCAUGCCAUUAUAGACAAUUGGACUUACAGCGCCAAUAUCAACCUUACAUAUUUGGCGAGAUCCACCAAUAAUAAUAGCCUGGCAGUUAGUCGGGUUGACGACAGCACCAAAGCGCUCAGACCACUUGCAGAGCAUAUCAAGAUGCUCAUUGAGGAGAGAUAUAGUAGAGUCAAUCUCAUCAGAACUGCAACGGCGGUAUAACUGCAAAUCGUCGGCAUACAUGUGUUAGCCAAAAUAGUUUUAUUAGAAGCAUGAAGUACAUAUAGUUUUGUAAUAUGCAUAUACUUGGAAUCAUAGAGAAAGUAAUCAACCAACUAGAUCAUCAUAAAGUCCUCAUUUAAAAAUGCAUCAAACUAGUAGGUAAUUUCACAUCAUGUUUUCUCUUUUGAGAAAAAUCAGGGGUGAUUAAGGAAAUGACAUUUUAAAUAAUGUUUCUUAUAAGUUUACACAAGUAAGUAUACAACAAUAUAAAAGUGAAUACUUUACCAGAAACUUAAAACGUUGGUUUAAAAGUGCCACUAUAAUAAGAUUUAUUAUAUAGUACGUACUAAAUGGAAAUUGUAGAAAAAAAUCCUUUUCAAAUGACAAUUAGGUCGUACUAGAUUUUAAAAUAAAGUUAUUUAUGGCCCUCUUUUCUGUUAUAGUUCAAAAAUGGAACCAAGGUCAAUAACGAAUUACAAGUUUGGCACACCACAUAGGUAGAUAAACGUGGUAUUACCGACAGAUAACGAUUUCCAAUCAGAACGUGUGAUCGAUAGCAGACAUGGCCGAGGUCUGAGCAAGCGAACAUCAUGAGCAAUAUCAAAAAGUAUUGCAAAGAAGAGUUCCAAUGGGGGAAAAUCAAAUUGGAACAUGCGCGGCCGUCUGAUUUCUACCUGAGUGUUUGGCAGACCAACCGUUCAGCUGCGCCGCUCUUAAUACUCCGGUCGUUGCUCUUUCUGACAUCUUUAGCCAUCACCGUGUAUUCCAUUGUGUCAUACUCAAUUAAAGGAUGGUUCGGAAUUUGGUGGAUCUACCUAACCCACUGGGGUCUCACUGUUAUGACAUUAAGUACUGGAUUCGCAACUGGAGUGUCAGCACGAUGUCACUUCUAUGGACCGAUCAGCGGUGAAUACAGACUGCCCUGGUACAUCAAGACUUAUUGGGUCCUGUUCAACAUUUCAGUACCACUAGCCUUCCUCAUCACAAUAUUCUAUUGGACAGUUCUUUUUGAAGCCAAUAUUGAAGAAGAGUUAGACCAUGGCAGCGACAUAGCGGUGCACGGGAUCAACUCGGUGCUGAUGUUCCUUCUUCUGAUAACGGCGUCGCAUCCGUGCCGGUUGUUACACAUCUACCAGCCGCUCGUCUUCGCAUUCGUCUUCCUGAUGUUCACACUGUUCUACUACUUAGCGGGAGGAAGGAACAGGAACGGUGAACCUUACGUGUAUCCCGUUUUGAAUUGGAGUAAGCCUGGAGUGACGAUCGGGGUUGGCGCCAUAACUGGGCUGCUGCUGGUCCUGCUCUACGUGCUCGUGAUCAGCAUAACGCUAGCGAGAGAUUCAAUCUCCAGGGCCUGCGUGAAACCGCGCGCGGAGCAGCCCGCUGAGGCGAUGCCGUUGAGGCAACCGGCGGCCCAAGGAACGGCUGUUUAAUUGAGAAAAAUCUCGAGGUUUAUGAUCGUAAAUCGUUGUUAAAGCGUGAUAUUGGGGGUUAAAGUCAAUUUUGUAAUUACAAGAAAUAACGAGGACUGCGGGAAACAAAGAUUAUUGAAUUUAAUGGUUGUAGUCAUGUUGCAGUUUGAUUAAUUUAGCAGUCGCGGUGUUGUUUACUUUUGAUUUUUUUUUUACAGAAUCGUUUGUACAAGGGAUUAGACACAAUAAUUUAUAUCGAAAGUUAAAAGCAAUUUAUUGUAAAAGGGCGUUUGUUUUUUUUUUUAGUUACAUAGCGUGUUACGUGGCACGAUACAAGUACCAUCAAUCUUUUUUUAAAAUACGCUAAAAUCCUACUCAACAUUUUAUGAAAAAAUUAAGCUUAAGCUUAUUAUAUUUUUAUUUUUAAGCAUUUAUCUGCUACAUGUAUUAAUUUCAAGAAAAAAAUCUACAUGGGCCAGGUUGAAACCUGAAGUGGAAUGGACGGGAGCAUUAAGCUCUGUAUUGUUGAAUGUUGUUUUUAUACCGGUCCAGUAGUUUUUUACUUUAUUCGUUACAAAAAUACAAAUCCUUGUUCUGUGCAAAGUGUUUUUGUAUGUAAUUUGUACGGGUGCUAAUUCUACUUACGUUAAAAAAUAAUUAUGCAUUUGUGACAUAAAAUUAAAAUUUAGAACGCUACCAUUUCGUGAUGUGGAAAAGUUUGUAUGAAUGGACCGAAUGUGCCAUCUUCGCAUUAUUGCCUUCCGGUUAAGGGGUCUAUAACGUACGUAGGUAGAAACAAUUUUUGUUUUCAUUUGGGUUUUUUCAUUAAUUGACUUAUAAUAAUAAAUAAAUAAUAAUAAUACAUUUUACAGGGAACUAGCCCCCACACUAAGCUUAGCCUAUCCUGUGGGGUAAGAUUUUCAAUAUUUAGUACAUAACUGUGCAAUAAGCCCAUAAGGAAAUAUCAGGAAAAUGUUAUAGGCUUGUUGUUCCGACAGGAUAGGGAUCAACUGACUGUCGAACCAAAGGGCACUCAAAUGACGCAGAAACACAAUCAAGGCUAUGUCCAUAUCAAGGGCGGCACUGGUUGAUCGUUAUUUUUUUCAAACUGGAAGUUCUAAUAAAUUAGAAGUUCUUAGUGUUAACUACCCAUUGGAUACAUUUUAACCUGCCAUAAAUGUCUCUCUAAAAUAGAAAACUUUCUUUGAAAUAUUAAUAAAAGUGUGUAGGCUAUAUUAUGCUUUUGUUGAAUGUAUUGUAUUUUGGAUUAAACCAUCAGUGCGUGUAUAUGUGUAUUUAAGAGCAACAUUAUUGAUUAUAACAAAUUCUGAGGCGAAUAUUAUAUUUUACAUACUGUCGAUAACUUUCAUCCACACAUAACAAAACGAAAUGAUUUUAUUGUUAUAUUUAGUCAUCAUCAUCAUCAUCAUCAGCCUAUUAAUGUCCCCACUGCUGGGGCACAGGCCUUCCCUUUGGAUGGAAUAGGGAGAUUUGGGCCAUGACCCGCCACGCGGGCCCAGUGCGGAUUGGCGGGUG
This is a messenger RNA of Chilo suppressalis (striped riceborer), 5825 nucleotides long. The record is from the annotation of a GenBank genome assembly. NCBI's taxonomy places the organism in Eukaryota, Metazoa, Arthropoda, Insecta, Lepidoptera, Crambidae.